This is a messenger RNA of Pistacia vera, 615 nucleotides long. RefSeq lists its product as uncharacterized. The record is from RefSeq and is a predicted model, not a curated record. The coding region runs from base 1 to 615 and encodes 204 amino acids. The transcript is spliced from 3 exons. Lineage: Eukaryota; Viridiplantae; Streptophyta; Magnoliopsida; Sapindales; Anacardiaceae.
AUGAAUUUCAAUUUUGGAGGUCCAUCUCAUUUAUCAUCUUCUAAUUCGUCAUCAUUUUCUGACAAUGAAAUUGAUGACGAGGAAUUGAUGAAUGAUCUUGAAGCGAUUGAUGCAGAGCAAGAAGCAAUCAUUCGCAUGAGAGCUAACAACAACCUCCUCCUCCUUCGCUAUCUCAAUCAACAAAACAACCAGGUGAUCCAUAGAGGAUCAAUUCCUGGUCAUAGAGUCAUCAAUCGCAACUGGGAAACUGUUGAUCGCAAUCUGUUCAAUAAUUAUUUUGCCAAUAAUCCACGUUGUAUUCCGGAUGUUGGCGUAUGUCUACCGGCAGAUGCUACUGAUGAGUAUAUUAAAUUAGGCGAGUCUACAACCAUUGAAAGUUUGAAGAGAUUUUGUCGUGCUGUUGUUGAGGUAUUUGCAGAACGAUAUCUAAAAUCACCUAAUGCUAAUGAUGUUGCAAGGCUACUUCAUAUUGGUGAACAACAUGGUUUUCCAGGAAUGUUGGGUAGUUUAGAUUGUUCCAACAAUGACAUUAAUGUGUUGGAGGCAUCUCAUAUGUUUGUCAACCUAACUCAAGGUAUUGCUCCUCCCGCUCAUUAUAUCAUUCAAGGAAAAUAG